Molecule: messenger RNA, 885 nt
Organism: Hansenula ciferrii
Lineage: Eukaryota; Fungi; Ascomycota; Saccharomycetes; Phaffomycetales; Wickerhamomycetaceae
Product: SUR7/PalI family protein
Exons: 1
Coding region: 1-885 (294 amino acids)
Biological process (GO): fungal-type cell wall organization
Cellular component (GO): plasma membrane; cell cortex of cell tip
Source: RefSeq, a predicted model, not a curated record
AUGGUUUCAGUUGUAAGAUUUAUUGUGGUACUCAUACCUCUCAUAUUUUCAUUAGCAGCUCUUGUAUUAGGUGCUUUAGCAUGUGCAGGUUCAACAAAGAAUGCAUCACCAAUUAAUCAUAUUUAUGAAUUUAAAUUAGAUAUGACAGAAGUUGAUAUAACAAAACUUAUAACUAAAAAUACUAUACUAGGUGCUUUCACUUCAUUAAGUGGUGUUACAAUUUCAGGUUCAGAUAUUGGAUUAAGUGAUAUGUACACAAUUGGUCAAUGGGGUUAUUGUAAAGGUGAUUAUGAUGAUGGUGAAUAUAAACCAUCAAAAUGUUCAGAUCCUCAAGCUAUGUAUGUUUUCGAUCCUGUUAAAUUAUUAGUUGAAGAUUUAACAAGUGGAACAUUAGAUAUUACAUCUGAUGAUUUAAGUUUACCAGAAUCUGUUGAAAAUAAUAGAAAACAAUUAAAAAUUGCAUCAAAAGCUAUUUUUAUAACUACAAUUAUUGGUAUUGUUGCUUCAGCUUUAACAUUUUUAUUCACUAUAGCAUCUUUUUGCUCACAUAUCAUUUCAUUUAUAUCAACAAUAUUUGCCAUUAUUGCAUUCUUAGGUUAUGUGAUUGCCGCUGCUGCCUCGACUGCUGCUUUCAACAGAGUUAAAACAAAAUUCAAUGAUGCUUAUAGUGAAUAUGGUAUGAAAGGUACUUUAGAUAAUAAUAGAUUUUAUGGUUUAAUCUGGGCGGCUACCGGUCUUGCCUUGAUUGUUGUUGUUUUAGAAGUUUUAGCAAUUUGUUGUGGUAGAACUAAAAAAAAGAGUUCUAAAGAAGCUAAAUCUCAAACUCCACCUUCACCAAAUGAAAAAGAACCAUUUAUGGGUUAUCAAGAAAGACAAGUUGUCUAG